Neocloeon triangulifer is the source of this 1754-nucleotide messenger RNA. RefSeq names its product coagulation factor X-like. NCBI's taxonomy places the organism in Eukaryota, Metazoa, Arthropoda, Insecta, Ephemeroptera, Baetidae. Gene Ontology annotation, molecular function: serine-type endopeptidase activity. The record is from RefSeq and is a predicted model, not a curated record. Bases 29 to 1669 code for a protein of 546 amino acids. Gene Ontology annotation, biological process: proteolysis. The transcript has 14 exons.
UUUUAUAUCUUUGUCCUUGUGCACUGAAAUGAAGUUGUCUGCUUACUACGUAAUAUUCGCUCGUUUCAUCUGGGCCAUAAAAGGGUCUGGGACACCUUGGGAUCCUGAAACUGUGAAAGAACUCUAUGUUACGUUUCCAAAGUUUGACAGAGCAGAAUCUCCCUCUGAUUAUGACACGGUCAGCGAAAAUUACAACAGCCUAUUACAGCCAGUUGCAGAUAUAGAAGGAGCAGAAAUUAUGCAACCUAUAGGUGCGGGGAAAUGGACAAAGAGAAUCAUAAAUGACCAAAUAAUUGGCGGCAAAGAGGCAACAAAAGGUCAAUUUCCGUGGCAAGCGUUCCUCAUAAUGGACAAAUCAUUUUUGUGCGGUGGGUCUCUCAUUCUCACAGAUUGGAUCCUGACGGCGGCGCACUGUGCUUUCGGAAAUACUGAUUUUGAGGUACAUCUUGGAUUAAUAAGCCGAGAGCAAAACAAUGCCUCCCUUUCAACUACACUGACAACUUCUACAAAAUUCAUCCACGAAUACUACAACCCUGAAACACUACAAAACGAUAUCGCCCUUGUUAAAUUACCUAUAGUCGUUAAGUUGUCUGAUUUUAUCAAACUUGUGAAGCUGCCAGCAGCUUCAGCGUCUAGCACAACUUUUGAAGGCCUCUUUGCGACAGUAAGCGGAUUUGGAAAAACUAAUGAUGUCGGUGGUGCUAGCGUGAAGUUAAAUUAUGCAACCCUGAAAGUGAUAUCUAAUGCAGAGUGCCUUCAAUUUUAUGGAAGCAAUAUUAUCUCCUCAAGCAAUUUGUGCACCAGCUCUGAUGAUGGCAAAGCAACAUGCCAAGGUGAUAGCGGAGGCCCUUUGGUUUAUCAAGCUGGCAGCAACUCUUGGGUGCAAAUUGGAAUCGUAUCAUUCGGGUCGGCCGAGGGGUGUUUAUUUGGCCCAACUGGAUUUGUGAGGGUUUCCUCAUACCUUGGUUGGAUAUUGUCCUACGUUGGACCAGACGUGAGUGGGGACAUAACGUCAAUUAACACGAAUGCGGCGCCUAAAGUCACUUCAGCAAAGCCGCCGAAAAAGUCCGAUAAAAUGUUGAAAAACUGUAGAAGAUCGGACUUCAAGAGAAUGCAAAGCUGUUGCGAAAAUCCUCCCAAAGAACUGGUUCCAUUCAAUCGGCAAGAGAAAAUUUGCUCUAAUAGCAAAGCAAAAAUGUCAAUAUUCAAUGAGUACACUUUGAACAAGGGACAACACUCCAAAGUGAAUUACAGUGUAUUCUUUUAUGAUGUCGAAACGCAAGACUACAUGAGACACCAGGCUUGUUUCGUGAACUGCUACUUAUCAAAGAAGCAUGUGAUAGUUGAUGAAGAAAGAGGCACUUUAAAUUCAACAGCCUUUGUUGAGCUGCUGAUGAAAAAUCAGGUUGAUGAAAAUUGGGCUUCGAAAAUUGCAACUUCGUUCAAUGAGUGUGAAAGCCUCUUGCAGGAAUAUCAAAUACCUUAUGUUGAAUCUUUUGGAAAAUGGUGCAAUGCAACAGCAGCCGCUAUAGUUCAAUGCACUCAGUUUCAAUUACUCCAGCUAUGCGACAGCUAUAAAACUAACAAGAAUUGUGGAGCCAAAAGGAGCGCCUUUAAUUCAUGUGCAGUGACUGCGUUCAAAGGGCAGUUAAUCAAGAAUUUCAAAUAAUUGAAUGCUAAUUUUCCCCUUGAUUGAAAUAUAUUAUGCAAUGAAAAUUGGUAAAAUAUUUGAUACACCAAAGAUGAUUUUGAAC